AUGGGCUCAGUGUUUCUUCCACACUUGAAGACUGCAUGGCAUGUUGACCAAGCCAUUCUUUCAGAAGAUGAUCGUGUUGUAGUGAUACGUUUUGGCCGAGAAGAGGAAACAGAAUGCAUGAUUCUAGACGAAAUCCUUUAUUCAAUCUCGGAAAAGAUCAAGAACUUUGGUGUCGUAUACUUGGUGAAUCUUGAUCGUGUUCCAGACUUUAAUCAAAUGUAUGAACUAGACCAAAAUCGACGAGAGCCAUAUACAUUGAUGUUUUUCUAUCGAAAUAAACAUAUGCUAGUUGAUUUUGGUACCGGUAACAAUAACAAGUUAAAUUUUCCCAUCUACGACAAGCAAGAGUUGAUUGAUAUUAUAGAAACCGUGUAUCGUGGUGCAAGAAAGGGCAAGGGAUUGGUGAUGAGUCCCAAGGACUAUAGUCGAGUAGCAAAAAAUAUAUAG
Messenger RNA from Lodderomyces elongisporus, 447 nucleotides. It is a transcript of the gene DIB1, whose product is annotated as U4/U6-U5 snRNP complex subunit. The transcript has a single exon. Gene Ontology annotation, cellular component: U4/U6 x U5 tri-snRNP complex; spliceosomal complex; U5 snRNP. The coding region runs from base 1 to 447 and encodes 148 amino acids. Lineage: Eukaryota; Fungi; Ascomycota; Pichiomycetes; Serinales; Debaryomycetaceae. Gene Ontology annotation, biological process: mRNA splicing, via spliceosome. The record is from RefSeq and is a predicted model, not a curated record.